Galleria mellonella (greater wax moth) is the source of this 3608-nucleotide messenger RNA. It is a transcript of the gene Hpf1, whose product is annotated as histone PARylation factor 1. Gene Ontology annotation, cellular component: nucleus. Gene Ontology annotation, biological process: regulation of protein ADP-ribosylation; DNA damage response. The transcript has 5 exons. Gene Ontology annotation, molecular function: histone binding; poly-ADP-D-ribose binding. The coding region runs from base 282 to 1547 and encodes 421 amino acids. Lineage: Eukaryota; Metazoa; Arthropoda; Insecta; Lepidoptera; Pyralidae. The record is from RefSeq and is a predicted model, not a curated record.
AUUGACAGUAGACUUAAUGACAACUUAAGUUACAUUUAUUUACAAAGAGUUUAUGGUUGUUUUGAUUAAAUCUUUCAUAUUCUUUCACAUUUGAUUAAAUAAAAAAUGGUUUAUAACGAAAAUUAAUCAAGACUGAACAUUUAUGUAGAUAAUUUUGAAUCUUUAAGAAUAUUUCUAUAGCAUGCUGCGUUUUCUGUUACAUUUAAAUAGAAACCACACCAGUUUAACAAUUUUGUGGUUCCAUCAAGGUGCCUAAUCUUAAAUUUGAUUUAAUUAAAAAUAUGUCCGAUAAAUGGGAUGAAUAUGAUAAAGAUUCAAGAGUCGCAUGUAAGUAUGGAUCAAAAUGCUAUCAAAAAAACCCUAAUCAUCAUGCCACAUACAAACAUCCACCGCAACAAAAGCGCGGUAAAAAACAAAAUAAUCGUCUGCAUCCCUAUAAAAAAGCAAAUAAACCAGAAAUUCAGACUAAUCCAGAUAAAAACGAGAAAGAAAGCAAGAAACUAAAAGAAGCUUCUACAUCUUCAUCAAUAAAUAAAACACAUGAAGAUAAUAUUUUACCUGACAAAUAUGAAACCACAUCUCACCUACAGAUACCGGAGACUAUAACCUAUUAUGAUAAAGACACCGACCCCAGUAUUCUAAAGGAAUUAUUUUUAGUUGAAAUGCCCCCUGAUUUUUUCAAAUUCUAUGAAGCUCUAAAUGGAAUUGACAAUACUAUUGAGAAAACAUUGUCAAGUGUCAAUCUGGAACUGAUUGGCCCAUAUGAUCUGUUGAUGGGAAAGUUACCUAAAUUGGAUGAUAAAGAAUUAUAUUUAAUUCACUGGAGAUUCUUUUAUGAUCCUCCAGAAUUUCAGGCUGUUUUGAAGAAAAAAGGGAAUAGUCAAUAUCAUAUUGGUUACUUCAGAGAUAUCCCUGAUGAGAAACCAGUGUUCUUGGCAAGCAAUGAUAGUGCCAAGGGUUGCAGCAUUAAUCUAAUGUCUGACAAUAUAUUUGGGGCUGUUUAUAUGUACUUGCAAGAUGAAAAGAAAUCAUCUCCAUUUACCGCAAUGGCUUGUGAUAAACUUAUAAGCAAGAUAAAAAAAAUUGCUGAAGAAAAUAAUUACUCUCUAGAGGAAUACAAUUUAAAGAAAAGAUGGUCCCAGGCAGUAACCAAAACAUUCCAUGGAGCAGGGAUUGUAGUGCCUUAUAAUAAGAAAACUGAACUUGGUUAUAGACAUUUAAUAGAAUCUGAUGCAAAUAUAAAAAAGAUGUUUGCCAAACUUCAAGCAGCAGAUUCUCAAAGUGAAAAGGAUAAAAUACUCUCUGAAUUACAACCAGUGAUAACAUAUGCCAAUAUAGCAGUAGACGAGUGUGACUUUGGCACAGGUUUAGAAAUUGGAAUAGCUUUAUUUUGUUCGGGACUGAAGAUACUUGAACAGAAUGCGCUGAAUAAUCUGACUACAACAUACACUUUACUGCAAAGGACAGCGUUCAAUAAAAUAGUCCAGGCGCAUAUCAAAUAUCGUCGCAGGGGAUCGAAUAUGUCCGUGUUAGCCUCUAGUCCGUAGUUUAAUGAAGGAGGAAAUGGAAGCAAGUAUAUAAAAAAAUAAGACGAAGGAAUAACUGUUAUUAACAUCUGGCCUUAUGCCACUGUGAUAUAAUAGAUUUUUUGUAAUUUGAUGCUUGUGUGUGAACUUGAACUUGAUGCACCAUUCCCAGCCAGGACAAGCCUGUUCCGGUAAAACCGGUACACUAGAGACGCGUAAAUUUUAAGGAGUAACACACUCUAGAAUGUAGGAUAGGACGGUCGGCUAGCCGCAACCGCCGACACAACCGACCGACUAUUCAGCUUGAAGCCAGUAUAAGACAUUAAGUAGAGACGGAGUUAGUCAGCCAGGAUUGAGCGCAGCUUGGCUGUUGGUAGGCAGUCUUGCCUUGGACGUUGUAAUGGUAUUUCUAAUAUCAGAUUGGCUCCUAUGUGACUUCGGCGUGUUCCAGUAUCCUAUUCUGUCGAUGCAAUGUUUUCUGUAUCGCUUUUGCCGUCCUUUUCUACCAGCUCGAAUAUUUUUCUUGCUUCAUAUUUGAGUUUAUUUCGAUCUCUGGCUAGUUGUUGCCUUUCAAUUGAUGGAUUAUCAUAAUAUUUAAAAUCUUGCUGGAAUGAAUCUCUCCAUGUGAAUAUUGGCCGUCAUCCUAUUUUCAAUUUUUUUUUUUUUGCUGUGACAAUGCCUGCGUGCAGUAGAUGCGGCGCUUCUCUUCUUACUAUAAGUCCCUAGUAACAUAUUCUUAAAAAUUUAACACGUUUAGUAAUUGUCUCUCCGUCAAAUAUAUCGCUGACUUUUUGAGCCCUUGGUGGAUUUCUUGAGUUGUUGAUCAUGUCAGCUAGUAUAUAUACGUUCGUAUCUUCUGAGGGCUGAUCUAUUCGCUUUCGUAAUCGCGGCCGCUUUUAGCCUAUAUUUCAUUAUUGGUUCAAUUAUCAUUUUGUAUAGCAGUCGUGUCGUUUACCAUGGCAUGUUUUUUUUAAAAAGGGGAUUAAUGCUUUUGAAUUUUUGCUGGCUUGUUUACGUGUUCUGAUUGUGCUUUUCGAUUAUGCUCUGAACAUAUAUAUAUGUACCUAAAUAUUUGGUUUCCAUUACGGGUUAUAGUGGUUGCUGCCAGAGUAGUUUCUUUGUAAUUGUUUGUGCGAUGAACUCUAGCCUCACAUUCAAAACCUUGCAACUAAAUUAAGUUCUGCGUUAUAUGCUGUACGCAGGGUUAAACAGUAUACGAAUAUUGAGACUGCUUGAUUAGUCUAUUUUAGUUACUUUCAUAGUAUACAUUUCAUAUGGAAUAUUAUUAUGGGGUAAAGCAGCCGACAUCCAAAGCAUAUUUGUAUUACAAAAACGUGCUGUUCGCACAAUUUAUUCUAUGGGAAGUCGUGAAUCAUUAAGAGAAAAAUUUAAAGAAGCAAAUAUUCUCGCCGUAACUUCACAAUAUAUAUACACAAACAUUAUGUAUAUACGUAGACUGUUUCUUAACAGCGAUCUGAAUAAUCUUAACACUAGAUACAAACUUGCCGUCCCGAAGCAUCGUUUAGAAAAAGUUAAUAGGUCUUUUAUGGGAAUGGGCAUUAAAUGUUAUAAGAUACCGAAGAAUAUUUUGGAUCUACCUUUUAAUACAUUUAAAACUGUUAUUAAAAAACACUUAUUGAACAAAAUUUACACUCUAAAUAAUUACUUGAGUGACAAGCAUGCGAAAAAUUUUGUUCUGUAGUCCGAUUCUCUUAAAAAUAAAUCAUUCUAUUAAGAAUUGCUACAGGUAAAGUGUGCGAAAUAUUUUAAAUAAUGCCGAUUUAAUGUGAAUUCAAAUUAUUGUACUGCUAAUGAUUGUCUCAUUCCAAAAACUCAUGAAAAUAAUAAACUCUAUUUUUGCUUAAUGUCAUUUAUUAUUUAUAUAACAAUUUAGAUAUCAAUGUAUGUGUAGUAUUUAUUCAAAUGCCAGUCAAAUCAUUGCCAUUAUGGUUUUAGCGCUUAAAAUGGAAAUUUUUAUAUCAUUUUUAAAAUAAUCUGAUAUUGUUGAGUGGCGACGUGUGAAUGGAUUGUUCAUCGCGAAAUUCUGUCAAAUAUGUACUCAAAUAAACGGAUUAAUUUACA